Aspergillus clavatus NRRL 1 is the source of this 1500-nucleotide messenger RNA. Its product is annotated as putative cytochrome P450 pisatin demethylase. Lineage: Eukaryota; Fungi; Ascomycota; Eurotiomycetes; Eurotiales; Aspergillaceae. Bases 1 to 1500 code for a protein of 499 amino acids. The record is from RefSeq and is a predicted model, not a curated record. The transcript has 2 exons. Gene Ontology annotation, molecular function: iron ion binding; heme binding; monooxygenase activity.
AUGGCUUUAGCUACGAUGCUGCUUUCGCUGGCGCUGGCAGCUUGCAUUGCCCGCGUUGUAUAUCUGUGCUACUUUCACCCUCUAGCUCGCUACCCAGGGCCCUGGUUUGCCCGUUUUACCAAUGCCUGGAGAUUCGUCACUUUCUUUGGUGGUCAACAUCACUUGAUCGAACAACGUCUGCACGCCAAAUACGGUCGUGUGGUUCGAGUAGCUCCCAAUUGGCUGUCGUUCUCCAGCUCGGAUGACUUCGAGGCCAUCUACGGGUUCAACAAGGCGAUUGAGAAGAGCGACUUCUACGACUUUGGUCGCGAUCGCGGCAGCCGCGCGGAGAGCAUCUUCUCCACCAAGACCGAAGCUGGCCAUCGAGUCAGAAAGAAGAAGAUCGUAGGACCAGCCUUAACUAGCAGCAAGAUCUCUGCAUACGAGCCCGUCAUCGACAAGCAUGUUGAUAUUCUACUGUUGCGGCUACAGUCGGCCGACCCCUUACCAGAACCGAACGGCCAUGGCCCUCUCUCAGUCAACAUGGCACCGCUGGUGCAUCAGUACACUCUCGACUCAAUGCUAGAGCUCAUCUUCGGUCCUACGCUGGCCGCACACCCGUACACCGACACCCCUGCCGGAGACGGGAUCUGCAGAACCCUCCGCAUCAUGACCAAGAUGGCAUGGAGCUUCUCCCUCUGGCCGGCCUUUGGCUGGCUCAUGAACACGCGCCUAGUCGAUGCCGUGCUGCGCCGACCCACCCGCAACAAACAGGGAGUCGCGACAGGAAUGGCCGGCCUCAUGGGUGCCGUCAUGCCCAUGCUUCAGAAGAACCCGCAACAAGUCACGCAGAGCCCGCAGCCCAGCAUCGUGAAGAACUGGUUGGACAUCCCCGCUAGCGACGCAAACCGCAUGAGCCCCGGCGAAAUCACCGCUGACGCCUUCAACAUGGUCAUCGCAGGGCCAGGCAGCACAGCCGCUGCCCUGACCGCAGUCCUGUAUCACCUCGGCUCACAGCACGGGCAAACCUGGCAGGAGAAGAUCCGCGACGAGACGCGCAUGCCCACUGUAUCCUCGCCCGCGCUACAGGCUGUCAUCAAGGAGACGCUGCGCUUCAGCGCCGCAUUCCCCACGGCGUUUCCGCGGGUCAUCCGCCACGGCGCGGAGACGGCCAUCCCGGGUCUUCCUGCUCCGCUACCGCCGGGGACGAUGGUGUCGGCGAACACGUUUGUGCUGGGCCGCUCGGCAGAAGUCUGGGGCGACGACGCAGGCCAGUGGGCGCCGCAGCGAUGGCUGGGCGACGAGCAGCAGCGCCGCGAGAUGGAGGCGAAAUUCGUGGCGUUCAGCAAGGGCUCGCGCAGCUGUAUCGGGCGCGAGCUCGCUCUGCUUGUUCUGGCGAGUGCUGUCACGGGGGUCGUGCAGCGGUGGAGAAUCCGAAGCCAAGGGGCGUUGCGAGGGAAGAGUUUCCUGGAGAUGCAGUAUGACGAGUGCUGGAUGGAACUGGAACCGGUUGCGCUGUAA